CUCUGUGCAGAGCACUUCUCAUAAUGUUUGGUUUUCCUGAUGGAAUGUCCACAUCACUGGGAUCGCCGAGAAAGGGAGAGGUGAAAGAGCAGAGACGAUUUAUUCUCUGAGGACUUUAACGGCAGAAGCCAAAAGUACAGCACAGACUUCAGCUCCUGAUUGCAGACAAGAGAAUACCAAAAGAGGAGAAGAAUGAAAGGUGACGAUCAGCUUUAAAAAGAGAGGAGCUGGCCAAGCUGCAGACUGUUGCAUGACUGGUUGUGAAGGAGCAGCAAACCGGUGGAGGAACAGAGUCAAUGUGUCCAAGAGCUGACUACCAUAACUGACCACAUAAAACCAAGAGCACAGAGUUUUUAAGUUCAGGGGAAAUGAGGUGAAGAUUGAAUUCCUGCAUCCAGUGGUCCAACUUUCCAUCUUUCACCAAGCUCCCAAAGACCAUGACUGCAAAAAUAGCUGAUGAGGACACUCAGAAUCAGCAGCUCCGGCAACAGAUUGUGGUCCUUGGCCACAAGAUCAACCAGUUGGCAAGUACGAGAGCUGUCCUGAGCAAGGCAGGAGAGGAAAUCUGGGAGAUGAAGGGCAGGCUGAGGUCUACACAGGACAGAGGAGAUAGAGGGAAAGGGACACCAAGUGCACACACAGAGGUGGACGUAUUGAGAAGAAGUGCGAUGGAGAUGGAAGGGAAGGAUGAGGAGUUGAUAAAAAUGGCAGAUCAGUGCAGGGACCUGGACCGCAGAUUAGCAGAGGAAAGAAACCAGUGCCGCAGCCUAAAGAUUGAGCUGGAGAUAAACAGUAGAAUUAAUGAACUGGACAGAAUAGAGGAAGCUUUAGGCAAGAGCAAACAGGACUGUGGGGCACUGAAGGCUAGCUUGGAGCAAGAGAAAGAUUUUAGCAUGAUGUUGUCUAAUGAGCUUGAGACUCUGAAGGUGAGGGUGAGAGAGCUAGAGACCGCUGAAAGCCAAAUGGACAACAGUGAGUCUGUGAUUAGACACGACCUGGCAAAGCUCCGGACACUGACCGUAGCUUUAGUGGAGGACAAAAAGGCCAUUGCCGAGAGGCUCCGACAAGCUGAGGAAAAACUCAGCAACGCGGAAGAGAAGAGAAAUGAACAAAGUAGCUCAGCAGCCACGAGAGAAAAACUAAGAGAUGAGAAGCAGCAGACUUUAAGGUCUAAGGUAGAUUUAGAGGAAAGGAUUAAGGAUAUAGUGAAGGAAAAGAACGACCUCCAAGGAAGACUGAAAACAGAAGAGGAGAAAAACAUACAUCUACAGAAUAAAAUAAUAAUAAUGAAGAAGAGGUUACAGGUCCUGGAACAGAGGAGGGAAAAAGAGGAGAAAAGGGAAAAUGAUAAACACAUCCAUAGCUCUGUUCCAAACAACACAAACCACUACUGUCAAACAGAGAACAACAAAGUCAAAGAACUGAGCCAGGAAGUAGACAGGCUGCACAGAAGACUCCAGGACAAAGAAGCAUUGGAGAGAGAACUUUUGAAAGUAGAUGAGAACUUUGAGUCUCUGGAAAGGAGGUUUCAGGAUGAACAGAAGAGGACCUGGGCUUUAACAGAAGAGCUUGAGGUCGCAAAGAAGGAAAUUUCCAGGUAUCAUCAGGUGGAGAAGCAGGAAGUCAACCAGGAGCACCUUCUUCUUUGCCGUCUCCAGCGAGAGCAAGUUAAAUCCAGACUGUUGGGAAAGGAAGUCGAGACCCUCAAGAAGAAAGUUCAGAAUCUGACGGGGACAGAGGAGUCGAUCUGCAGGGUUCAGAUGGCUCACUCCACACUACAGAAGAAUCUGUCCCAGCAGGAAAUCAGGAACAGAGAGCUUGCUAAUGAAAUUGAGGAGUUGACUACUGAGCUGGAUCGGCACAGAAAAAUUAACAGUCUGGGAACGUCAGUGAAUGGAGGACUCUUUUCAAACCCUAAGACCACAAGAGAGGUCCAAACUGAUCCAGUGAACAGCUCCCCUCCUGAGUACAGCAACCAAGUGCCUAUCGUGGAAAACAAAGAUGAUGGACCAAAUCUCAACAGAAAGAGCUCAACUCCAGUCAACGAAACGGACACACAUCAAACGGUUAACAGAGAGGUGAUGAUGUUGACACAUACACCAGGACAGCCACUGCACAUCAAAGUGAUGCCGCACCACAUACUCAACACAGCCACUCUAGAGAUCAGCAGUCCCACUGCAGACACGGCCACAUCCUACACCAGCACAGCCGUCAUCCCGACGAGCGGAGCUGCAACUAAACAAAGAAUUACCAUAAUCCAGAACGCCGCCCUAUCUGCACUCGAGACAAAGAGCAUCAGUUCCAGCCCGAACCGUGCCACCUCGCCUGUCACUCGGCUGUUUAGCCCCACUACAACAGGCUCUGCAACACCUGACCACAACUCCCCCAUCCAAAUCGUAACAGUCAGGACCUGCUCUCCAGAGCCAACGGAGGUUUUAAAUCAGGCCAUCUACUGCAAGACACCGGAAAGGCAAAACGCAUGGCAGCAUCAGGAGACCAACAGCACCAACACAAACUCCAGGUUCAUCACCACAGAGGACAAUAAGAUCCACAUUCACCUGGGGAGCUCCUAUGUCCAGUCUAUAAAUGGCACAAUGCACGGCGUCCCACAGCCUGUUGGGCCGUGCUAUGUACGUCAAGAACAAAAAACUCAAGUAGUCGCCAAUGGCUGCCACAUCAAAGGUGUUGGUAAAAUCACCAGUAGCAUCACUAUAACCCCUGCUAACUCUCCAGGUCCACAUCCUUCAAAUAUUACAGUAAGCGGCCUUUGUGAUUAGGUGAUCAAUAAUGUCAAACUUGUUGCCAAUCCGACCUAUUUUUUUUUAUUCUAAAUAGAAUUCCACUGUGAACUCUCAGUUUGCAGCACUUAGGUAAAGAUAUUACCAACUGGUAUUUUGUAGUAUUUGUCCUGCAACAGCCUUUGUACAGUCAUUAUUUUCAACUGCAUGACAUGUAUCAAAUAUCUGUAUGUGAGAUAUGUCAACACAAAAGUGAUAUUUGCUCCAGAUUUUUUCUGCCCUUUAUUCAGAUUUAUUUUCUUUAUUUAAAAAAUGCUGCGUUUUCUUUUGUUCAUCUCAAACACUGAGCUGUUUUGGCUGAAGAAUGUGGUAACAGCCAGCCAGUUUAAAUGUAAAACAGCCGUGGGACCAGCGAAAAGAAUCAUUAAAGUGAUAGCAUCUUUGAAUAUGGAACAGUCUGCAGAAUUGAAACGUGUCUGUAAAAAAGUUUUCACCUUCACAUUUUGAUUUGUAAGGUCCAUAAUAUUUAAACUUUGAUAAUGUGUGUGUUAUUUUAGAUGUCUAUUGUAGCAAUGAACGCUGAACACAAACGAUAAUAA
Molecule: messenger RNA, 3337 nt
Organism: Thalassophryne amazonica
Lineage: Eukaryota; Metazoa; Chordata; Actinopteri; Batrachoidiformes; Batrachoididae
Product: filamin A-interacting protein 1-like
Source: RefSeq, a predicted model, not a curated record